This is a messenger RNA of Penicillium oxalicum, 2811 nucleotides long. It is a transcript of the gene atgI, whose product is annotated as autophagy protein ATG9. Gene Ontology annotation, biological process: autophagy of mitochondrion; protein localization to phagophore assembly site. The record is from RefSeq and is a predicted model, not a curated record. The coding region runs from base 1 to 2811 and encodes 936 amino acids. The transcript is spliced from 2 exons. Gene Ontology annotation, cellular component: phagophore assembly site; autophagosome. Lineage: Eukaryota; Fungi; Ascomycota; Eurotiomycetes; Eurotiales; Aspergillaceae.
AUGAUGUCCUCUAAUAUCCUGUCGCGUUUCUUGCCUCCUACAGAAUCCCCCUCGGUGUACGAAGCUAUCCGCGAGCAUGAUGCUGCCUCCGAUACCUCCGACGUGGAAGAGCGCGCAGGCCUGGCCCGCCAGAUGAACCAACAAGCAGACUAUAGUGAUGAAGACUUGCGAGCUGAACUGGCAGAUGCAGCCCAAAGUGAUGAUGAUACUCCAAACGCAGGCGCGUCGGAUCCACGAAUCCGAGACCAAGCUGGCCCCGGCGGCUCGCCAUCUCGGACUCGCUGGCACAAGUCUUCAAGGCCGCGAUGGUCGAACUCCCAGUCAGGAUCACCCUAUGAGCCAGAAGACCGCGAUGAAGAUGUGCCCUUAUCACUCUUGGUAGAAGGCCUCGAUGAGGAGGGAUUAAGGUCGCGUCUUCCUCCCCCUCCUCACAAGAUGCCGAGUCGACCGCGAACGCCGAGUCCUCAAACAACACCUCCACUGGAGCGCAAUCGAACACAGACACGCCACAACCCUUCAAUACCGGGCGCGAUCAGCGCUCUUCCUUUGGCACGCUGGCUCGCCGCACAACGGCAUACAAGCUUAGGCUCCAGCGAUCCCAAACAAAAAGCCAUGUGGCGAUGGGCGAAUGUGGAGAAUUUGGAUAACUUCCUCAAAGACGUCUAUACAUACUUUCUGGGAAAUGGUUUCUGGUCCAUACUUUUGAGCCGAACGUUGAAUCUUCUGACAUUUGCUUUUGUAGUCGGAUUCACGACCUUUUUGACCAACUGCGUUGACUACCACAAGGUUCGAGGGAGCAAGUCGCUGGACGAAAUUCUUGUCCCUAAAUGCGUGUCAAAGAUGUCAGCGUCGGCUACGCUUUUGCUUUGGCUGCUUAGCUUUUUCUGGAUCAGCAAACUCUUUCAACUCCUCUUAGAUGUUCGCCGACUGAAGCAUAUGCAUGACUUUUACCAUUAUUUGCUCGGCGUCUCUGACCCGGAGGUGCAAAGUAUCUCGUGGCAAGAGGUCGUUAACCGUCUGAUGAUGCUCCGGGAUGCCAAUCCGGCCACAGCCGCCGCAGUCUCCGCCAGACAUCGCAAGUACCUCCACAGUCAGUCCAAACAGAGAAUGGAUGCCCACGACAUUGCCAAUCGCUUAAUGCGCAAAGAGAACUAUAUGAUUGCCUUGGUCAACAAGGACAUUAUGGACUUGACGCUGCCGAUCCCGUUCCUGCGGAACCGUCAACUCUUCUCCAGAACACUGGAAUGGAAUCUGAAUCUUUGCAUCAUGGAUUACGUCUUCAAUGAACAAGGCCAGCUGCGGACCAUCUUCCUCAAGGAUACUCACCGCAGAGCGCUUAGCGAUGGCCUUCGUCGGCGCUUUAUCUUCGCGGGCAUCAUGAACAUCUUUGUGGCUCCGUUCAUUGUGGUCUACUUCCUCAUGCAUUACUUCUUCCGGUAUUUCAACGAAUUUAAGAAGAACCCAUCUCAGAUUGGCUCGCGCCAGUACACACCACUCGCCGAGUGGAAAUUCCGCGAGUUCAAUGAGCUCUGGCAUCUGUUUGAGCGGCGCACCAACAUGUCCUAUCCUUUUGCCAGCCGCUACAUUGACCAAUUUCCCAAGGAUAAAACAGUGCAGCUGGCUCGUUUCGUUGCUUUCAUCUCCGGUGCACUAGCGUCGGUGCUCGCGCUCGCCUCAGUCAUCGAUCCAGAGCUGUUUCUCGGAUUUGAAAUCACGCAUGAUCGGACGGUCCUUUUCUAUCUUGGAAUCUUCGGUACUGUGUGGGCAUUCGCUCAGGGGAUGGCGCCUGAGGAGACUGAUGUGUUUGAUCCCGAGUAUGCACUUUUAGAGUUGAUUGACUUCACGCACUAUUUCCCGUCAUCGUGGAAGGGACGCCUGCAUAGCGAUGAGGUGCGGAAAGAAUUCGCCGUGUGCUAUCAGUUGAAAAUCGUGAUCUUCUUGGAGGAGAUCUUGAGCAUGAUUUUCACCCCAUUUGUGCUAUGGUUCAGCCUACCAAAAUGCAGCGACCGCCUGAUUGACUUCUUCCGCGAGUUUACGGUCCACGUGGAUGGAGUUGGAUACUUGUGUUCGUUUGCUGUGUUCGAUUUCAAGAAGGGGACCAAUGCCAUGACCCCCGGUCGGUCGGAUCAGGGCCGUCGUGAUUUGCGUGCCGACUACUUCUCAGCCAAGGAUGGGAAAAUGCUGGCGUCAUACUAUGGCUUCCUCGAUCACUACGGGAACAACGCUCCGCCCGGCAAUCGUCGUCCGUUCCAUCCACCGCCUGGCUUGCCGACUUUGGGCUCGCCCGAGAUAGGGGCGAUGCCCAGCCGAUUUGACCCUGGCCCCCGGCCGGGUGCACCUGGCGGGCCAUGGGGUCCGCAGUCCACCAUGGCGACUUCGAGGUACAGACCCGGUCUUUCCGGAGACCAUGCCCAGUCGCCAGGGCCUUCUAUACUUCUUGAUCCUCAUCAUCAACCUUCUCGUUAUGGGUUCCGCUCUACGGCCCGUCCCCCACCCCAUCACCGUUCUCGUCUGGCCCGCUCCCAGCUGCCCCUGUCUCGCGCAUUCGAGGAUGAAGGAUCCGCAUCGAGUGAGCCCCGCCAAUCCACAUCACGCCCAUCCGACGGCGCCUUGAGCGGAGCAGCGGGCACUGGGGAAAGCAGCCUGGGUGAUUCAUGGCGGAUGAACCCUCUGGGCCCAGACGACGAAGUGGCCGAAGACGACGAAGACGAGAAUCUUGACGCCAUUACCGGUGGCGGAGGUGUACUGGGGCUGAUCCAACAAUUCCAAAAGGCGAAUGCUGAGAGCAGGCGGGCGCCCAUGGGUCUCUAG